GUGUUGAUUAUCAGUUGGUAGCCGUGUUGUACGGAAAGGAUAUGGCGGAUAAGCAGUUGAACGUUAAACCGGCUGAGAAAGGAGCUGUUGAAGCAUAUUCAAAAAGGAGAGCAGCAUUGCGUGAGGAAUAUAUUAAGCAGAUGACAAAUCCUCAUAGGCAUGGAACAGGAGAAGGUGGAAUGUUAGUAAUUUGAUUCACUAAGAAUGGGGAAGAAGGAAGUUAAACAAACAAUUUCUCAUAAUAUCUCUCAAUCUUCUAAUGCUGAAUUGCUGGGAAAGUCAUACAAAAAGACGAUUCUUUUUGAAGAUUCUUCAGAUGUUGAAGAAGAAGGAAACUUAAAAGUUAAGCCUCAGUUUGAAGGUGUUAAAGGACAGAAGCUUCUAGAACUACAGUCUCGAUUUGCAAGUGACAACAGAUUUGCAUUGGAUGAAAGGUUUUAUGAGAGUGAUGAAGAAGUUUGUGCUGAAGCAUCGGACAGUGUCCAAACUGCUAGAGUUGAAGAUGAGAGAAGGAGACAGUUUGAAAUAUUAAAAGAUGUCCUUGGUCAUCCGAUACCAAUUAAAGAGGACAAGAAAGACAAAUCAAAAAGGGUUCCAAUGCUCAGAUUUGAUCCUACAAAACCUGACCAUGCUAAAUUUGAGAAAAAAACUGAACCCAAAAUAAAGAGGAAGGUUCCUGAUAACUCAACAGACAAGGAACCAAAAGUAGUUUGUGAUACAGAAGAGGAAAAAAUACAAAAUGUUGCUGUUUCAAAGGAAAAAUUUUACAAAGUAGCAAAAUCUCUAAAGGAGACACUUCAGAAACGAGAUGAAAAAAAUGAGUUUAGCCUUCGUAAAUUGUUUGGUGCCAGUGAUGGAGACUCAGAUGACAAAGAAACGGGAGAAACAUACAGUGCUAUAACUUUAAAUAAACACAAACAAAAAGAAUGGACCAAAAAUCCAUUUAAAUAUGAUUCUAAUGAUUCUGAGGAAGAAAAUGAGAAUAUCACCCAUAAUAAAACUGAUAAUUCACAACAGAAUGUACAUGAAAAUCUGGCUCAUUCUAGUGAAAGUUUUUUCUUUAAAUUGAAUGAUGUUCGUCUUCACGGUUAGUAUAGUAUAUGUAGUAAGCGUGUAGCAUAGUAAAAUGUAUAGUAUUUUAUUUACCUUUUAUUUAUUGUAGAAAUACCAAUAAUAUUGUGAAAAAGAAAGCUAUUAGCAUGCUCCUUUCCUAAAUGUGGCUACCGUAUAUAGUUUAUGAUGUUGGAAACCACAUGUCACAGAACAACAUGUUUCUUAUGUGGAUGAAUAACUACUUAAUAAUUUCAGAAGUGUUUACAUUUAAGGUGUCAAACGUUUGUGGC
Messenger RNA from Zootermopsis nevadensis, 1343 nucleotides. The record is from RefSeq and is a predicted model, not a curated record. NCBI's taxonomy places the organism in Eukaryota, Metazoa, Arthropoda, Insecta, Blattodea, Termopsidae.